This is a messenger RNA of Suillus discolor, 372 nucleotides long. Its product is annotated as BTB/POZ protein. Gene Ontology annotation, molecular function: protein-macromolecule adaptor activity. The record is from RefSeq and is a predicted model, not a curated record. Gene Ontology annotation, cellular component: elongin complex. Lineage: Eukaryota; Fungi; Basidiomycota; Agaricomycetes; Boletales; Suillaceae. The transcript is spliced from 5 exons. Bases 1 to 372 code for a protein of 123 amino acids. Gene Ontology annotation, biological process: ubiquitin-dependent protein catabolic process.
AUGUCCAACGAUGUUCAGAUGAAUGAUGCAGGCGCUGAAAAGCGGGAUGACUGGGUAAAAAUCACCAGUUCAGACGGCUACUCCUUUCUCGUGAAGCGAAGUGUCGCUGCGAUCAGUGGCACCCUCAAAAACAUGCUUAGCGAGGAUAGUAGUUUCAGGGAGGCAAUUGCCAACACAUGUCCGAUCAGUGAACGCGCUGCGGUAGUCGAGAAGGUCUGUGAGUAUAUGUCCUUUAAGGCUUACUACGAGGGGCCUGGAUCCAAGGAGGGUGUUGAUGUGAAUGAAUUCACCGAGCGCAUACCGCCCGAGGUGGCGUUGGAAUUGCUCCUUGCGGCUGAUUAUUUAGAAGGUGUGCUUGAUUCUUGUGUAUAA